Anopheles bellator is the source of this 1621-nucleotide messenger RNA. RefSeq names its product serine protease persephone-like. NCBI's taxonomy places the organism in Eukaryota, Metazoa, Arthropoda, Insecta, Diptera, Culicidae. The record is from RefSeq and is a predicted model, not a curated record. The coding region runs from base 260 to 1531 and encodes 423 amino acids. Gene Ontology annotation, molecular function: serine-type endopeptidase activity. Gene Ontology annotation, biological process: proteolysis. The transcript has 4 exons.
AGCUACGGUCGUACGGAUCGCGAGGUCUUGUGCUUGUCGUACCUGAAUACUACAGUCGUCCCUUGACAUCAACCUGCAUCGGAACCCUAAACGGAAAGCAAAGAAAACAAAGUACGAAGCCUACGGCGACGAAGGAUACCACAAGCCCAGAAUCCGAGACUGUCAGACCUGCCGAAUGUCAUUCCACAGACUUGGCGUUGGUCCGUGAGCCUUCGGUCAUUCGGAUUCCGGCCAGUAUGGUCCGUCACGGACGCGACCAAUGAGCCGGGUAGGGAAACCGACCGGUGUCUGGGAACCAUCACCACCACCACCGCCAAUCAAACCACACCAAUCAAUAACGCACACACGGACGAACUUAACCGGAAGGGGAGCAAGCGACUGUAACAUCGCCGGCCGUAUACCACCAACCGAUCGACGGCGGAACCGAACCCGUGCCAUGCGACAGUCCGCGCUGUGUCUAUUGGUGGCUGCUGCCGCCGCCAGUGGUUGGAUAGUCAGUGAGGCCUACGGCCAAUUCCUCGAAGAGGGUGAUAAGUGUGAGCUGCGCGACGGGUCGGCCGGUGUCUGCACCGUGUCCACCAACUGCCCAUGGUUCCUGGAGGUGAUCUUGACGAACAAGCGCUUCGGCGAGCGGGUGUCAUGUGGGUUCGACGGCUUGACGGAGGUGAUCUGCUGCAAGAUGAACCGCACGGACGUGGGCACGGGCGUCCGGUCACGGCUAGCCUGCGACCAGGUGCCCAACUACACAUCCCGUCUCACCUUCCACAUCAUCGACGGCGAGGAGGCACUCGACGGUGAAUUCCCGUUCAUGGCUGCGCUCGGCUACCCGACCGACGAGCCGUCCGUCAACGUGAGCUACCGGUGCGGGGCGAGCCUGAUCGCGCCCGACUUCCUGCUCACGGCGGCCCACUGCAUCCCGGUCAGCGAUCGGCCGACAGUGGCGAUCCUCGGCACCAACAACCUCGCCCCGGGCAACCACGGCGUCGUCGUCCGGUUAAAGGCUUUCUUUCCGCAUCCGGAGUAUCGAUCAAACCGGAACUACCACGACAUUGCGCUCGUGCAGCUCGAGCGACGCAUCGAGAACGAGCCGGACGUGAACGCGAUCUGCCUGUACGACGAUCGGCUGGAUCUCCCCCCGGAGACGGUGCUGACUGCCGAAGGGUACGGUAUCAUCGAUCUAGACCGCAACCUGCGCUCCAACCAGCUGAUGAAGGUGAACCUCACGACGGUGGCGUGGCUCAAGUGCAACCAGAGCUUCGCCGACAGCAACCUGCUGAAGAACAACCGGAAGCUGCCGCAGGGGAUCGUCGACACGCAGUACUGUGCGACGGGGCGCGAGAACGAGGACACGAAGAUUGUGGGCGAUACGUGCCAGGGCGACUCCGGCGGGCCGAUGCAGAUCCUGGUCGACGGCAAGUACAAGCUCGUCGGUGUCACGUCCUUCGGUAACGGGUGCGGCAGCAGCACGCCCAACGUCUCGACACGGGUCGCCGCCUACAUCGAGUGGAUCGAAAGUAUCGUGUGGGCGUGAAUCCUUUUACCGGGGCUCACAACCAGCAAUAGUAGUACCGCAUAGCUAAGAGAGCUUGGGUAAUAAAAGGUGAUCCAACCUGAUCUGAUU